Messenger RNA from Bombus pyrosoma, 1153 nucleotides. It is a transcript of the gene Use1, whose product is annotated as vesicle transport protein USE1. The transcript is spliced from 4 exons. Bases 305 to 934 code for a protein of 209 amino acids. Gene Ontology annotation, molecular function: SNAP receptor activity. The record is from RefSeq and is a predicted model, not a curated record. Gene Ontology annotation, cellular component: SNARE complex; endoplasmic reticulum. NCBI's taxonomy places the organism in Eukaryota, Metazoa, Arthropoda, Insecta, Hymenoptera, Apidae. Gene Ontology annotation, biological process: retrograde vesicle-mediated transport, Golgi to endoplasmic reticulum.
GAUAGAUGUUUCUAGGAGAAUUUUGUAAACGUGUAAGACAGUGUGCAAAUGACAUAGAUACAUAAUGUAUGGUGCUUUUGUUAUCAGUUUGUGGUUACUUCUGUUUUCUGUAUAUAUUUUACAUAUGUAAUCUUUAAUCUCGAAGUAAAAAGGAUUAACUUGGAAAAACGUUAUAUAUUUAUAUAUAGUACUUAUUUAUGAAUUUCUUUUAUAACUGUUUAUUAAUUACCAGAAAUGAAUCAAAUGUCCAGAGAAGAAAUUGAUAUCAGGCGACUUUUAACAAGAUGUGAAUUCAUGGCAAAAGAUGAUCCUCAUAAGGAUUGGAAGCUUGAAAAGUAAACCAUCUAAGGAUACCAUGAUGGGUUACAUUAAACGAAUAGAUUUCCUGAAGGGAUUAGUAAAUACAACUAAACUUACAAGUCCAGUAGAUAGAGUUGCAGCUGUACAAAUGUUACCAAAAAGUUCUACAACGUUUAAUGAUUCAAUAGGUCCAAAUAUAACAACCCAGAUACAUCAAAAAACUUCAGCAAAAUAUAAUAGAGAAUUGCGUGCUGAAUUAUUCCAUAGUGAUAAAGAAGAUGGUGUAAGACAAAGAUUAACUAGUACAAACAUGCAUGAUGAUGAUUUAGGUGCAAUUUUAAAAUACAAUAGAAAUAUUCAAGAAAAAAUUGCUGAGAAUAUGCUUUCUAUGACUAGUAGCAUAAAAGAGCAUGCUUUAGCAGCAAAUGCUAUUAUAAAAAAAGAUAUUGGCCUACUUGAAAAAUCUGAUAAAUUAACUGAUGUUAAUACAAGUAAAUUAAAAACAGAAUCACUAAAACUGCAAGAACAAACACAAUCAUAUUGGCGGUGCUGGAUGUGGGUGAUGAUUGCAUUUGUUUUAAUUGUAUUUUUCAAUAUGGUAUUAUUUAUAAAAGUUGCAAAGAAAAGUGUGUAAAUUUGUAAAUACAUUUAUAUGUAUAUCCACUACUGACUAGGGUACAUGAGAGGCUAUGUACAAAUGUGAAUAUCUUCAAUUCAAAUAAAAUCAUUAAUAUUGUUAUUCUUAUCAUAAGCAUAUCUGUAUAUAUUUUUCAUGAUGAAUUUUCAUCUAUGUGUAUAUGUGUUGACAAUAUGGUAAAUGAUAAUAAAAAUAUAAAAUUUUUAAUUUCCUCUA